Neoarius graeffei (lesser salmon catfish) is the source of this 3110-nucleotide messenger RNA. RefSeq names its product claudin 11b (gene cldn11b). Gene Ontology annotation, molecular function: structural molecule activity. The transcript is spliced from 3 exons. Lineage: Eukaryota; Metazoa; Chordata; Actinopteri; Siluriformes; Ariidae. Gene Ontology annotation, biological process: bicellular tight junction assembly; cell adhesion. The coding region runs from base 162 to 812 and encodes 216 amino acids. The record is from RefSeq and is a predicted model, not a curated record. Gene Ontology annotation, cellular component: plasma membrane; bicellular tight junction.
AGUGUGUGUAUUCUGGAUUGAAGAAACAUGACACCUGAAUAAAUACAGCAGGAGAAGAUCAGCUGCUUCACCACAAAAGCUACAGCUUCUGCUCUGAAGAUCUGAAGAACAUCCUAGAUUUUCAGGAGUUUUAUUUGUGUGAGAGAGAGAUUUGGGGGAUCAUGUCUCAGAGCUGUCGGUUGCUGUGUGGCUUCUUUCUGAGCUGCUCAGGAUGGAUCUGUCUCAUCGUCGCCACCUCCACUAAUGACUGGGUGAUCAUCUGCAGCUUCAACAUGAACGCCUGCAACAAGAUGGAGCAGGAAACCAAAGGUUUAUGGGCAGAGUGUGUGAUUUCGACAGCACUUUAUCACUGUUUAGCUCUCAACCACAUCCUCUCUUUACCUGCUUACAUCCAGACAUCUCGGGCACUCAUGGUGUGUGCGUCACUCCUCGGCCUCCCAUCGAUGUUGCUGGCUCUCUUGGCCACGCCCUGCGUCAGACUGGGUGAUGAGAGCGACGGAACCAAACGGAAACGUGCUCUGUUCGGGGGAAUCCUCACUCUGAUCAUGUCGGCGUGUGCUUUGGUGUCGACGGUGUGGUUUCCGGUUGGAGCUCACCGUGAGGUCAGCCUGCUGUCAUUUGGGUUCUCCCUAUACUCUGGAUGGAUGGGUUGUGCCCUCUGUUUGCUUGGAGGUUUGGUUCUGACCUGCUGCUCGGGAGGUGGCGGUGUUCCAGCUCAAAGCCCUGAAAAGCGAUUCUACUACUCCAAACAGCAUGGACUCAGCGACUCGGUCCAGACCACAAACAACCAUGCCAAGAGUGCACACGUCUGAGAGUGGAGACGUGAACUGGAACAGACUUCAAACAGAGAGGAUUGGUUUAUUGCUCUCAUUCUCUCGUUCUCUGUCUCUCUCUCACACACACACACACACACACUGAAGCAUGGAGGAUUUUCCACAGUGAGAUAUGAGCAAAGCACAACUUCUACUCAAAGCAAUUUUUUUAUUUCAGUCUGGAUGAGAAGUUUGGUCUCAGCAUGGACCUCGAAAAUGAGGCCAGGAUUAAAAACAACCUCCCUGUAAUCCAUUCUCUUUGUUCUUUUAAGUCAUUUUCAGUAGUGCUGAAAAUCAUCUUUUAUUCCUAACUCCUCUCAGUCUGUGCUCAAUCAUCUGCUCUGGUUAGAAAGCAUGCAAUUUUUUUUUAAAAUAAAAAUAAACCAGUCUAUAUGACAUGCAAAUGGCAGGCAGGCAGGAAGCCAGAGGUGCAGUGAGGCCAGGUGUCUCCUCCAUGUUUUUUCCUGUAACGCUCUUCACUCUUUCCUGCUCAGGAUCGCUCAGGAAAUCUGCAGACGCAAAGCGAGAACACCUUCAAUAGCGACAGAUUGGCCAUUUUUCUUACAUCCUUCUCUCAUGUGCUUCAUUAAUCAUAUUUCUGUCAUGUUGAAUUAAUCCUUUCUUUUUCUUUGUUGCUCUCACUGGGUUUCGAGCAUGUAAAACUAUCACAAAGCAGUUUAAAAAAAGGAAUAGAUGUGUCUGGAUUGUGAAUGCUGUGAACUGAUCACUGAUCUGACCUCGUGUAGUGAAACUUCAAUGUAUUAUUCAUUUAUUAUACUUUUUAACACAUUCUGUAAAACACAGUAUAUCCACAGAGAGGCAUUUAUAAACAGACUCUUCUACAAAUCUUUUCAUUAUAUUUUUAUUUUAAAUAUCUCACUCUGGAUCGGAGUAAGCUGCACUUCCUCUCAGUGUUUUACGUCAGUGAGUUUUAUGCUGAAAUAUGUUCAUGAAAUACAGAAACAUUGAGAAUAAAAACACACAAGCCAAGAAGUCAAAGAAAUAACUGGAUCUCAACAUUGCAGGAUGUUUUGAAAAGGAAUUUUAAUGUGUUCAGGAAAUCCAGUAAUAAUAUUUCUAUAUGCUGAGUCUUUAAAAUAAAACACAAUCUCUGUAGAAGACAUAGUCAUGUUCACAUGAUCUAAAUUCCUUAUACACACUUAGAACUAAAGGUUCUUCAAGAGUUCUUUAAGAAGUAACUUCAGAGUAACUUUUUCUUGGAAGCUUUUCUGAUAAGGAGCACUUUUGUUAUCAAGUUUGACUUAGUACCUUAAAUGGUUUCUCCAGAAAGACAACCAAAGGAUCCCUAAAGGUUCUACAUUUUGUAAAAUAAAAUAAUGGAUAAAGUGUGUGUGUGUUUUUGUUCCAUGUGGAUCCUAAUUUUAUCGCUGUGGACCAGGUUUGAUAAAAGGUUCUUUAGAUCAUUAAGGGUUCUUAACUUUUAAAGAUGGGCGGCAUGGUGGUGUAGUGGUUAGCGCUGUCGCCUCACAACAAGAAGGUCUGGGUUCGAGCCCUGUGGCCGGCGAGGGCCUUUCUGUGCGGCGUUUCCCCCACAGUUCAAAGACAUGCAGGUUAGGUUAACUGGUGACUAAAUUGACCGUAGGUGUGAAUGUGAGUGUGAAUGGUUGUCUGUGUCUAUGUGUCAGCCCUGUGAUGACCUGGCGACUUGUCCAGGGUGUACCCCGCCUUUCGCCCGUAGUCAGCUGGGAUAGGCUUCAGCUUGCCUGCGACCCUGUAGAACAGGAUAAAGUGGCUAGAGAUAAUGAGAUGAGAUGAGAACUUUUAAAGAGGAAAAAUCCUUCUUGGACCCGUUUCUGAGAAGAAACCACUUUGUUGUAGGGUUCUACAGUGAACCUUUAAAGGUUUCGCUAGAGGGACAAAUGGAGUACCCACAAAGGUUCUAUAUUUUUUAAUGGUGGGUAUACGCUGUGUGAUUUUUGGACUGUCCCAGAGGAAAGAUGACCAACGUGAAAGAAACAUGGUGAUAUCUUUGGGUGUGGCUCCAAAAAGGUGGCCCUGUGUCAUGCUGUGAUAGAGGGUCUAAGACGGCUGAAGUCAUGGUCUUGUGAUAAUCUGGGAGAAAAUUCUGACAGGGUCAUAAAUAUAGGAUGAUCAUCAGGACAUGACUGCUGCUAUGGCUUGUGUCUUCUAACCAACCAAUAGGAUGAAAUGAUGCACAGUGGCACCAAACCCAAAUGUAAUUGUUUACUGCUAUAGUGGCACAGGUGGACUCCAGAUUUACCUUUUUUAAGAGUGUGUAUGUUCCCAACUGAACAUCUGUAUCAAGAUUUUAAUAUU